Molecule: messenger RNA, 915 nt
Organism: Diaporthe citri
Lineage: Eukaryota; Fungi; Ascomycota; Sordariomycetes; Diaporthales; Diaporthaceae
Exons: 2
Coding region: 1-915 (304 amino acids)
Molecular function (GO): O-methyltransferase activity
Source: RefSeq, a predicted model, not a curated record
AUGGCGUGGAAGACGGACGAGGGCUGGAGCGGCGCCCUCCACUCCUGCGACGCCAUGUCCAAGUGGCCGGACUCAGGUGAGCCGGACGAGACGGGAUUCGCACUGGCUCAUGGCGGCCAGGGCGUGUGGCCGUACUUGUCGGAGCGGCCGGACCGGCUGUGGCGUUUUGCGGACAUGAUGCGCUUGUUCUCUCGCAGGCCGGGCCUGGAAGCCCACCACGUUGUCAAAGGAUACCCUUGGGGUGACCUCCCUCACGGCGCAACAGUCGUCGAUGUGGGUGGUUCUCACGGUGUCUUUGCGUGUUCCAUCGCACGCGAGUUCCCGUCGCUGAACAUUGUUGUCCAGGAUCUUGACGAAGGUGUCAUCCCAAGUUCGGAGAAGCAGAGACCAGAAGAGCUCGCCGACCGAGUACACUACCAAGUUCACGACUUCAUGACCAAGCAGCCAGUGAGACACGCUGACGUGUAUUUCUUCCGGGCGAUAUUCCACAACUGGUCCCAUAAAUAUGCUAUAGAAAUGUUGCGGAACCUCGUGCCGGCCCUCAAGCCCGGAGCAAAGUUCGUCAUGGCGGAUAUCGUUAUCCCAAGCCCGGACAAAAUGCCAAAAUCACAGGAGGUUGCCUUGAGGACGGGCAUCGUCAGCAUGCAUUUGUUGUUCAACUCAGCAGAUCGGGAAUUGGAAGAGUGGGCAAAACUCUUUGCAGAAGCCGACCCUGGUUUUGACUUCAAGGGCCGAAGCCUGCCUCCUGAAGUCCGGGCUCAGGUUUGUGGAUUCUGGAGGCGGAAUGGAGAUAAAUCUGGAAACAGGGAUGCUUGGGGCGCUUUCAUAACGGUUCUGCCUGUAGGCAACUACAUCGUGAGCGACGUGCAACCGCGUGAUAAGUCCCUCCUGGUGUUUCCUGAAGCGCGUCUAUAG